Molecule: messenger RNA, 4201 nt
Organism: Nannospalax galili (Upper Galilee mountains blind mole rat)
Lineage: Eukaryota; Metazoa; Chordata; Mammalia; Rodentia; Spalacidae
Gene: Hspa4
Product: heat shock protein family A (Hsp70) member 4
Exons: 19
Coding region: 16-2550 (844 amino acids)
Biological process (GO): protein folding
Cellular component (GO): cytosol; nucleus
Molecular function (GO): ATP-dependent protein folding chaperone; ATP binding
Source: RefSeq, a predicted model, not a curated record
AGCAGUCCCGGCGCCAUGUCGGUGGUGGGCAUAGACCUGGGCUUCCAGAGCUGCUACGUCGCGGUGGCCCGCGCGGGCGGUAUCGAGACGAUUGCGAAUGAGUACAGCGACCGCUGCACGCCGGCUUGUAUUUCUUUUGGUCCUAAGAAUCGUUCAAUUGGAGCAGCAGCUAAAAGUCAGGUCAUCUCCAAUGCAAAGAACACAGUCCAAGGGUUUAAAAGAUUCCAUGGGCGAGCAUUCUCUGACCCAUUUGUGGAAGCAGAAAAAUCUAAUCUUGCAUAUGAUAUUGUGCAAUUACCCACUGGAUUAACAGGUAUAAAGGUCAUGUACAUGGAAGAAGAGCGGAGUUUUACCACUGAGCAAGUGACCGCCAUGCUUUUGUCCAAACUGAAGGAGACAGCAGAGAGUGUUCUUAAGAAGCCUGUUGUUGACUGUGUGGUUUCGGUUCCUUGUUUUUAUACUGAUGCAGAAAGACGGUCAGUGAUGGAUGCAACCCAGAUAGCGGGCCUCAAUUGCUUGCGGUUAAUGAAUGACACAACUGCAGUUGCUCUUGCAUAUGGAAUCUAUAAGCAAGAUCUUCCUGCUUUAGAAGAAAAACCAAGAAAUGUAGUUUUUGUAGACAUGGGACAUUCUGCUUAUCAAGUUUCUGUUUGUGCAUUCAACAGAGGAAAACUGAAAGUUUUGGCCACAGCUUUUGAUACAGCACUGGGAGGCAGAAAAUUUGAUGAGGUGUUAGUAAAUCACUUCUGUGAAGAAUUUGGAAAGAAAUACAAGCUAGACAUAAAAUCUAAAAUCCGUGCUUUAUUACGACUGUCUCAAGAGUGUGAGAAACUCAAGAAGCUGAUGAGUGCCAAUGCUUCAGAUCUUCCUUUGAGCAUUGAGUGCUUUAUGAAUGAUAUCGACGUGUCUGGAACCAUGAACAGAGGCAAAUUUCUGGAGAUGUGUGAUGAUCUCCUGGCUAGAGUGGAGCCUCCACUUCGAAGUGUCUUGGAACAAGCCAAGUUAAAGAAAGAAGAUGUUUAUGCAGUAGAGAUAGUUGGUGGUGCUACACGAAUCCCUGCAGUGAAAGAAAGGAUCGGUAAAUUUUUUGGUAAAGAACUUAGUACAACAUUAAAUGCGGAUGAAGCUGUCACUCGAGGCUGUGCAUUGCAAUGUGCAAUCUUAUCGCCUGCUUUCAAAGUGAGAGAAUUUUCUAUCACGGAUGUGGUAGCAUAUCCAAUAUCUUUGAAGUGGAAUUCUCCAGCUGAAGAAGGGUCGAGUGACUGUGAAGUCUUCCCUAAAAAUCAUGCCGCUCCUUUCUCCAAAGUCCUCACAUUUUAUAGAAAGGAACCUUUCACCCUUGAGGCCUACUAUAGCUCCCCUCAAGAUCUGCCCUAUCCAGAUCCUGCUAUAGCUCAGUUUUCCGUUCAGAAAGUCACUCCACAAUCUGAUGGCUCCAGUUCAAAAGUGAAGGUCAAGGUUCGAGUAAAUGUCCAUGGCAUUUUCAGUGUGUCCAGUGCGUCCCUAGUAGAGGUGCACAAGUCCGAGGAAAAUGAGGAACCAAUGGAAACCGAUCAAAAUGCAAAGGAAGAAGAGAAGAUGCAGGUGGACCAGGAAGAGCCACAUGCUGAAGAGCAGCCGCAGCAGCUGCAGCCGCAGCAGACACCAGCAGAAAACAGGACAGAGUCUGAAGAAAUGGAGACCUCUCAAGCUGGGUCAAAAGACAAAAAGAUGGACCAACCACCCCAGGCCAAGAAGGCGAAAGUGAAGACCAGCACGGUGGACCUGCCAAUUGAGAACCAGCUGUUGUGGCAGAUAGACCGUGAGAUGCUCAAUUUGUACAUUGAAAAUGAGGGUAAGAUGAUCAUGCAGGAUAAGCUCGAGAAGGAGCGGAAUGAUGCCAAGAACGCAGUGGAAGAAUAUGUGUAUGAGAUGAGGGACAAGCUCAGUGGUGACUAUGAGAAGUUUGUGAGUGAAGAUGAUCGUAAUAGUUUUACCUUAAAAUUAGAAGACACGGAAAAUUGGUUGUAUGAAGAUGGAGAAGAUCAGCCAAAGCAAGUUUAUGUAGAUAAAUUGACUGAAUUAAAAAAUUUAGGUCAGCCUAUUAAGACACGGUUCCAGGAAUCUGAAGAAAGACCAAAGUUGUUUGAAGAACUCGGGAAGCAAAUCCAGCAGUACAUGAAAAUGAUCAGCUCCUUUAGAAACAAGGAGGACCAGUACGACCACCUGGAUGCUGCUGACGUGACAAAGGUGGAAAAGAGCACGAACGAGGCCAUGGAGUGGAUGAACAACAAGCUGAAUCUUCAGAACAAGCAGAGCCUGGCUGUGGACCCAGUCGUCAAGACAAAGGAGAUCGAGGCCAAAAUUAAGGAGCUGACGAGUAUUUGUAGUCCUAUAAUUUCAAAGCCCAAACCCAAAGUGGAACCUCCAAAAGAGGAGCAAAAGCAUGCUGAGCAGAACGGACCUGUGGAUGGAGGAGACAGCCCAGGCCCGCAGGCUGCCGAGCAGGGUGCAGACACAGCUGUGCCUUCCGACGGUGACAAGAAGCUUCCUGAGAUGGACAUUGAUUGAUUCCGACACUUGUUUAUAUUAAAACAGACUAUUAUAAAGCUUUAAGUUGUCAACUUUGUUCUAAAUAUCAACUAGAGCAAGAGAAUACUGGAGAUUUCUUAGUCAGUUUUUAGGGGAUCUUGGGGGGGUGGGGGAUAUAGUAAUGUAUGGAGCAUUUUGACUUCUAAAUAGUUAGAUCCAGAAAUGAAGUGCAUUGUAUCUUUUCAUGAUGGUACUAUUUAGAAGCCCAGGUAGUCUGACUGAGCUUAUGCUUCACUUCUAUGUUUUAAUCAUGCUUCAAACAAGAGUAAAUGUGUUUGGAAAGUUGAGCUACAGCAAAAGCCAUGGCUAGCUGUCAGACAGGCUUUUCAUCGUGACAUACAAGAUGGGAGCUUCCAAUGAUGCUUGAAAAGCCUGUGUGGAGGUUGCCACCAACCUUCUCUUGCCUGGCCUGGGGAUGGGUGGGGUUCUCCAUUUCUGAGGCUCAGAGCAUGACCUGGCAUGGAAUAACAGAGCAGUGUGGUCGGCUCCGAGGCCUUGCCUGCCCUCUACCCUAGCCCUGUUCUCGCCUGUUGCUUCAGCGAGAGCUCUGAGUGCCAUGUGCCGCUCUUGUAGAGCAAGUUUCAGUAAACGUAAGAAUUUAGAUUUGAGGGCCCUUCCUGAAAAUGUGUUCACUAAUACUGAAGCAUCAGAGUCCCAUCUGUCCUUCAGAAGGUUAGAGUUGGGUAGAUGCACUCUUGGAUGUAGGUGUGGUAACUGAGGAAUCUAUCUAUGCUUGUUCAUUAUGGGAUAAAGAUUUGUAUCUUGGCCUGUUUGGAGGGAGAUGAUGUGUAUAAAUUCAAGGUUUAGCUGGAACUCCUAGGCUAAGAGUUCAAAGUUCUUAGCUCACUCACCAUCCCCUGUGUGUUGUGUUAAUAUCUGCCAUGAAUGCCAAUCUGCCCGUGUUAGAACAGCAGACAGGUGGUAAGAUUAAGCUACACUGGAUUAUCCUGGAUGAGUCUGAAGUUACUGUGGAGGACACAAGAUGUCCAAGGUCACAGAAACUCUUCAUUCUGGACCGCAGCCAGAGUCAGGCUCACUAGAGCUUUCCCCACCCUGCUCCUGGGGCAAAGGCGACAGCUUGAAAACUUGAGGGAAGUCUGUAGUGUAGAGGCCAGGUUGUUACCUGCCUCACUUUAUAACAGCCGAUACUCGGUGUGACAGAAUGCUUCUCUGUUCAUUUUGCCCUGUUGGAAAUAAGCUUAAACCUUGCGUAGUGAGAAUGACUGUUCUGUCCAUCUACACUGGAAGGGCUUAAGAAGUGCCCCAACUCUCAAGUGCUGUAGAGACAGUUGCUUGGGGAGAAAAAAUGCAUGCUUAGGUGAGCGAGACUGGAGACUCCCCAGUGCAGGCCUUAGCCCAUGGCCUGGUGCGUCUUUAGUGAGCCCUGUGUCUUGGGUGCUACAGGAGUUCCUGCCGGCCUUGGUAUUCCAAGUGCAGGCUUCAGGAUUAAGCCAACGCUUAUGCAACUGACUGUCCUUAAUGACCAUUUCUUAUAAACAUUUGUGUGUAGGGGGGAGGGUUUGGGUGUUGGGAUGGGGGUGAAUUUGAAGGUAAAUCUAGAAAUUGGAUGAUCUGCUUGUGCUGUAGACAGGCUAUAAGAACAAUUGGAUGUAUGUGGAGGCAGGCCAGA